CUGUUUCCACUUUUCAUCACUUCCUUCAGUAACCUGGCCUGCUCCUCACCCAGAGAUCUACUCCAUGAUCAGCCACUACUUUGGUUUCGUUCCUUUGGAUCCUUACGCCUGACUCGUAUCGCCCUCUGCUGUCGACUUCUGUCUGCCUCACCAUCAACAGGCGAAAGAAUGAGCAGCGAGCAAACAGCUGCAGCGGUCACACCACACCGUCACACAGGUUAUACAGACGCUCUGAACUCCAUCAGAUCCACCAGCCUCCAUGGACCGCCUGCUGAGUCUGUGUCUGAGAGCUCUGGCUCUGCUGCUCUGUGUGGCUGCACAGGUGAUGUGCCAGCACUGUGACAGACCCUGCAGCUGCCCUGGAUCCAUCCCUCAGUGCCCCACAGGAGUCCCUCUGGUGCUGGAUGGCUGCCGGUGCUGCCAGGUGUGUGCACGGCAGCGAGGAGAGCCCUGUACGCAGAAGUUUCCCUGUGACAGCCAAAAAGGACUGCAGUGUGACUACAGCAUCAGCCUUCCAGGAGAGGCGGGGGAGUGUGUCAGUCAGGAGGAUCUGGGCUGUGAAGUCAACGGCGUAACGUACCAAGAGGGCCAGACAUUUCAGCCGUCCUGUGACACCUACUGCUACUGCAAUGGUGGAGGCGUGAGCUGCAAGUCGGCGUGUCCUCUGACCGCUCGUCUUCCUACUCCAGAUUGUCCAAACCCACAGCACGUCCGACUACCAGGGAAGUGCUGCAAAGAGUGGGUGUGUGAGAACCUGGAGAACACAGUGAUUCAGGAUGCAAUUUCAGCCAUGAGGCCACGCACCUUUUGGCCGGCUCAUAGCAGGAACAACAUUCUUCAAAAAAUCAUCCCAACGGCGCCUCCGUGUGUAGAGAGGAGCACCCAGUGGAGCGCCUGUUCACGGAGCUGCGGAGCCGGGAUCUCCACUCGUGUCUCCAACCAGAACCCAGCCUGCAAGCUGCAGAUGGAAACUAGACUGUGUAAAGUGCGGCCCUGCAAUACAGUCCAGCCUACACCGAGGAGACCAGUGUGGGGACAGCAGGGGCAAUGCAAGACCAGCUACACCUCACCAACUCCAAUCCGGCUCAUCCACCAGGGCUGCUACAGCACUCAGCCUUACAAACUCCGAUACUGCGGCCUGUGCACGGACUCCCGCUGCUGCACGCCGCAUCAAACCAGCACGGCUGAGGUGACCUUUAGGUGCCCGAGCGGCAGACUCAUACAGAGACCUGUGAUGAUGAUUCACUCGUGUUCUUGUCACAAUAACUGCCCUUACAGACCCUACAGCAACCCCGCUCUGUGGGGAUUUAGACCCUGAAUGAAGACUGAUUCAAAGAGUGAGGCAGACAGAGAAACACACCAACAGAAGAAGCUCUUCUGAUCCUUGAACAGAAAAUGAAAAGGGUAAAUAAAGACUGUGAUCAAGCUGAGAUGAAUGCUGAUCUUCACACUAAAUCAACUCAGUCUGCACUUCAUGUAAUUUCCUUUAAACUUAAACCCAUUUCAAUGCUGUUAUGCUGGUAGUUCUGCCCUCUUUAAUCUGUAUUAUUUGGCUUCACAAGCAAGUAUGAUUUCAAAUAGCAAUUUUAACAGGAUGAGCAAAGUGCUUUAUAUGAGAAGGAAAAUGUGAAGAGAGAAGACAACACAAAAGGAGAUCAGUACACGACCUAUAAAGUAACUAUAAUAGAUUUGACCUUUUAUUAGCCUUCUGAUUGGUCUGCUGACCCACCAGUUAGAGAGCCCUAAUAAAACUGGUCAAAUCACAGGGUAUGUGCAGUUGUUUCUAAUGAGAAGGAGUCCAUUGACAAGAGAUUUUGUCAAACCAAGGAGGAUGGGACUUGACAAAAGAUCACUUAAGAAAGGGGGUUUAGGAAAGAUAUGCACUGAUUUGACUUCUGUGGUGGUUUUCCUAGAAGUCAGAGGGCAGAGUAGCUCCUUUAUAUACAAAGUUGCCUUGUAAUGUAUCGCCUCCCAUGUGAAAUUUUAGACAAUCUGUUAAGAGACAAGAAAAGUCAGUGUAGACAACUUAAACUAAAAUUUAUAUCGUAGUUUUCUAAAACGCAUUGAUUUGAAUACUGAACAUAUUUUUAUGUAAGAUAGACAAAAUUAUGAGAGUAUAGUAAUAUACAUUCACUGACCACUUUAUAAAGUUUACUUAUUCAGCAGUCCAUUAAUGCAAAUAUCUUGUCAGCCGUGACCAUGUCUACUCGCCAAAGUGCAUAGGUUCAUAUAGUGCAACGUCCUAAGACACAGUUCUAAAACAGUCAUUUGAAGCUAAAAGUUUUGUUCAUUAAUGAGCUCAACAAUUUCAGAAACUGUUUUCUAUUUAAUUCAUGUGUUUAUGGGUUAUGAAUUAGUUCAUUAACUUGAGAAAUAAAAAAGAUUAAAACAGAUGUACAAUGUCAAAUUAGCAUAACUUUAUUUGGACUGAGGAAAAGAACUCUAACUAAAUGUAACUAUGAACUGAGGCCAAUUGGCAUGAUUCAGUUUGGUCAAAACUACAAAACAGCAAAAUUUGUCUUUAUGAUUUUAUAUUUUUAUUCAGAAUUUUCCCAGAAAGUGACCCCAACCUUCGAGUUGACAGCUAAGGUUUUCUGACGUGAGCAAUGCAGCUUUGAACUUGUACAGUUUUGUUUAUGUUUGUAAUAUGAUGGUUUUGCACUUAAUUGUUUAUUUUUGUUGUGUUGUAAAUAUAUUUUGUAAAGCUUCUUUUGUAAAGAAAAAAAUAUUUUAUUAUUUUCAACAUGUCCUGCCUUUUUACGCUAAUCAUUUUGUUUUCUACUUUGUUGUUCAUCAUGAUUUCAUCAUUCUGUACAUACCAUUGCUUUUAAGGGACAUCUUCCAAGCUUAUACAUUACAACACAUGUGGGAGUAAAAUAAUGGGUGCACAGUACAUUAUUUUUGCUCAUGAUCUGUAAGGAUGUUUUUGAAAUGCAUUGACACACACAGAAAAAUGAAAUAAAUGUUGUUUCGUACAAAUGAA
Molecule: messenger RNA, 2983 nt
Organism: Cheilinus undulatus (humphead wrasse)
Lineage: Eukaryota; Metazoa; Chordata; Actinopteri; Labriformes; Labridae
Gene: ccn5
Product: cellular communication network factor 5
Exons: 7
Coding region: 260-1318 (352 amino acids)
Biological process (GO): cell adhesion; signal transduction
Cellular component (GO): extracellular matrix; extracellular region
Molecular function (GO): integrin binding; heparin binding
Source: RefSeq, a predicted model, not a curated record